Symbiodinium pilosum is the source of this 828-nucleotide messenger RNA. NCBI's taxonomy places the organism in Eukaryota, Dinophyceae, Suessiales, Symbiodiniaceae. The record is from the annotation of a GenBank genome assembly.
GACCUGGGCACCACGUACAGCUGCGUGGGAGUUUGGAAGAACGACGGUGUCGAGAUCAUUGCCAAUGAUCAAGGCAACCGGACCACUCCUUCGUAUGUGGCCUUCACGGACACCGAGCGCCUGAUCGGCGAUGCAGCCAAGAAUCAGGUCGCUCGAAACCCCGAGAACACGGUGUUCGACGCCAAGCGCCUGAUUGGCCGCAAAUUCAACGACCCCAUCGUGCAGUCAGACAUCAAGCUGUGGCCUUUCAAGUGCGUGGCCGGUCCAAGCGACAAGCCGCUCAUCGUGGUCACUGUGGAGGGCGAGGAGAAGAAGUUCCAUCCGGAAGAGAUUUCGUCCAUGGUGCUCCUUAAGAUGAAGGAGACGGCAGAGGCCUACCUUGGUUCCAAGAUCAACGACGCCGUCGUGACCGUGCCCGCGUACUUCAACGACUCGCAGCGCCAGGCCACCAAGGAUGCAGGAACAAUCUCGGGCAUGAACGUUCUGCGCAUCAUCAACGAGCCGACCGCAGCGGCGAUCGAGAAGGAACUCGGCCUCUUCGACGAGGCGCCGGCAGCGCACGCCACCGCCGUGGGAGCGCCAGGCGAGGGCGAAGGCAUGAAUGACAAAAUCACUCGGAGCAUCCUCGAUGCGUGGCACGUUCACCUGCAGCAUGGGCACCAUGCGCCCAGCGAUGAAGCUACGAAGCAGAUGCUUCUGGACCUGAAAAGCACUCCUGUGGCUUACGUGGUCUUUGCUACGGAGGCAGCCAAGAACACCGCCAUCGAUGCCGUCAAGCGCAGUGGCCUUCUCAUCAACGGCAGCACCUGCACGCUCACGAAGGCCUAG